Molecule: messenger RNA, 1485 nt
Organism: Cryphonectria parasitica EP155
Lineage: Eukaryota; Fungi; Ascomycota; Sordariomycetes; Diaporthales; Cryphonectriaceae
Product: aldehyde dehydrogenase
Exons: 5
Coding region: 1-1485 (494 amino acids)
Molecular function (GO): succinate-semialdehyde dehydrogenase (NAD+) activity
Source: RefSeq, a predicted model, not a curated record
AUGUCUUACCACGCACAACAUCUGGAGAGUCUGAAGGACAGCAGUUUGUUCUCCGGCGAAGCCUUCAUCGGUGGGAAGUGGAUCUCGAAAGAGAAACAGUUCGACGUUUAUGAACCGUCAUCCAUUUCCGUCUUGGGCAAGGUUUCAGACUGUUUGCUCGAAGAUUUUCAGGCAGCCAUCGUGAGUGCGGACGAAGCACAAUGCAAGUUCUUUAAAAGCACAACCGGGACAGCAAGGGGCGCACUUCUACGAAAAUGGUAUGACCUCAUUCUGGAAAACAUUGAUGAUCUUACGACAAUCCUCUCCCUCGAGAAUGGCAAGACGCGGGCUGAGGCAAGAGGAGAAGUUGCAUAUGCUGCCAGCUUUAUAGCAUGGUUUGCCGAGGAAGCCACCCGAGCUUAUGGCGUCACGAUCCCGUCAUCUACACCUCACACGACUCUGAUGACCCUUCGUGAGCCCAUUGGUGUGUGCGGUAUCAUCACGCCUUGGAACUUCCCUGCCGCUAUGAUCACAAGGAAAGUCGGCCCAGCACUUGCAGCUGGCUGCUCCGUCGUGAUCAAGCCACCCAGUGAGACUCCCUACUCGUGCAUUGCACUUACCAAGCUGGCCGUCAAAGCCGGUAUUCCUCCUGCCGUAAUUCAGGUGUGCCCCACUAAGGACCGACAAGCUGCUACUGAGCUUGCUAAGCACCCGCUCGUUAAGAAGCUCAGCUUCACCGGCUCAACCGGCGUGGGCAAGAAGCUGGCUGAGCUGGCAACGGGAACACUAAAGAAGGUUAGCCUCGAGCUCGGUGGUAAUGCGCCAUUCAUCGUCUUUGACGACGCAAAUCUUGAUCUGGCUGUAGAAGGUGCCAUGUUUUGCAAGUUCCGCUGCUCCGGACAGACAUGCGUUUGUGCAAAUCGCCUCUACGUGCAGAAGGGUGUGGCCAAGCCUUUCAUCGAAAAACUAGUGAAGGCAGUGCAGGCUCUCAAGACAGGUCCAGGGCUGGAUGCUUCCACAACGCAGGGUCCGCUGGUAAACAAGUCUGCUGUGGAAAAGGUCCAGGAGCACGUGGACGAUGCCACCUCCAAGGGUGCCAAAGUUGAGGUUGGUGGCAAGCCGCCUGCCUCGGCAGGUUUCUUUUACGAACCGACUGUGCUCUCUGGAGUAAACCCGGAGAUGCUGGUCAGCAGAGAGGAGACAUUCGGGCCACUCGCUCCCGUCUUCGUCUUCAAGACUGAAGCGGACGCUUUGCGACUUGCGAACGACACUGAGUUUGGAUUGGCCGGGUACUUAUUCUCACAGGAUAUUGCUCGGGCCAUGCGGGUGGCUCACAAGCUUCAGGUUGGUAUGGUCGGUGUCAAUACUGGAAAGAUCAGCGCUGCUGAAGCGCCGUUUGGAGGCAUCAAGGAAAGUGGGUACGGAAAAGAGGGUAGCCUCUAUGGGCUUGAGGAAUACCAGGUUAUUAAGAGCGUCACAAUCGGCAAUCAAGAUGCUGGUCUCUAA